Messenger RNA from Mesorhabditis belari, 1287 nucleotides. The record is from the annotation of a GenBank genome assembly. Lineage: Eukaryota; Metazoa; Nematoda; Chromadorea; Rhabditida; Rhabditidae.
AUGUUCUUUCAAGAACCGGUCAUUUUUGAGAGAGUUGACUAUUCGAUGAGCAAUUACUUCCCGCGAUUCGAAGACUCUUGCUGUGAAUUCCCGUGGGCGAUGAGCCCGUCAAAUACUUCCGAGCGACUCGACGACGAUUUUCGAUCGGAUAUCAAGAGCGAAGGUCUCAGCACUCCUCCAAUGUGCACCACGCCCGAUCUCGCCUACAGUAACCCGGUGCCAACAGCUUCAUUGGCCGACGCGGCCGCUUCACUUCAAAGUGCUUUCUGUAAACGACCGAUGCAAAGGAGCAGCCUGGAGGCCAAUUUUCAACCGACUCAAGUGAAACAAGAAGUUUUUGAAGUUGAAGCUCAUCGCUUAAACAACAACAAUGCUUAUCCAUAUGCGCACACAAUGCAGAACAUGGAACCAAUCGGAGAAGCGGCUGAAGGAGUCGAUUCUCAACAGAUUGACAUCUAUCGUGAUCUGAUCUUGAGACACUUGAUUCAAGAUAUCUCGACAACUUGUGCAAGGCUUGGCCUGCCUACAGAUGCCAGCCAUUGGACUGGUGAGCACAGCUGGAAAUGGAUUGGGGAAAUGUGCGAGCAGUUCAACCUUCCACUUCCUCAGAAAUCGACCGUCACCGGGCGAGCGCUUCUCCAAAUGAAUCAACGAGACUUUGAGAGUUUCGCUCCACAUGCCGGAGACACUCUCUAUGCUCAGCUUCAACUUUGGAAGACUGCUUUUGAAACCUACCAACAACACCAGAACAAUUCGUGCGGUGGAAGCUUUGGAAUGACAGCCGCUGAGAGCUCAGGGCCAAAAGAUUGGCCUUCAUCGUCGAAGAGCCAAGUCUCAAGGAACUUUCAGCUUUUCCCUGGAGUUGAGCAAAUGAGCGGAUUCUACAAUGAACCCAGUCCUGGAUCGAUUUGCGAUGAAGAACUUGAUGGUGUUUUGAACAUUGGACCGAUGUCGGCAAUGGGCGGAUCAAUGGGCGAAGGUCAGCAAAGUGGAUCGAUCCCUUUCCGUCCAUCGGGCACCGUUCAUCUAUGGCAUUUCAUUCGUGAGCUUCUCGAUCAACCAAAGCUUUACUCGCAUUGUGUUCGAUGGGUGGACCGGGAUGAAGGUACUUUCAAAAUCGAAUCCUCUCAUGCACUUGCCCGAAUCUGGGGCCAACGCAAGAAUCGCUCGCAAAUGAACUACGACAAAUUGUCGCGAAGUCUCCGCCAAUACUACAAGAAAGGGAUUAUUCAGAAACCCGAGAAGAAACAGCGUCUCGUUUACAAAUUCCUACCACCAUACAAUCUU